AUGGAAGAACACCUUAGCGACAGCGGCAGCAAACCGCAUUACGCGAUCGUUGCUGGCAUUUUUGCGACUAGCGGUAGUCUUCUGGGCAAACUCGCUGGCGGCGCUGAUGCAUCGUCAUUGCUGAUGCUAUUACUGAAAGGCGCGCUUCUGGUCUUUAUGAUCGUGUGCAAUACCGUGGGAUGCAUGUUUUUUGUCAAAGCGCUUCAUGGGAGCGGAUCUUCCUUGCCAGUAACAGUCGCUAGUGCAGCUACAAAUUACGUUUGUUCGGCUCUCGUAGGUUUCAUCGUAUUUGGCGAAUCCACGUCAUUAACUUGGUGGUGCGGAACAUCCUUGGUACUUUUUGGUUUGGUUCUAAUUUGCUACAUUCCUACUGAAAAGGAUACUUCCACUGUCGAGAAGAAAUUAAAACAGCAGUAG
Ooceraea biroi (clonal raider ant) is the source of this 417-nucleotide messenger RNA. Its product is annotated as transmembrane protein 42. The record is from RefSeq and is a predicted model, not a curated record. NCBI's taxonomy places the organism in Eukaryota, Metazoa, Arthropoda, Insecta, Hymenoptera, Formicidae.